AUGGGCGAGCAAAGUAAAGAAGGCGAGGCUGACGAGCCAGCCUCCUUUGAUCCGUUCGUGCGUUCUGAGGUUGAAUAUGAUUCUACCACACGUCUUCAUAUGGCCGAGGACGUGGCCUCUACUAGAAGGUUGUUCGUUUCACCUGCGCUGAAAGACAUAAUCGUGAAUCCCGAAAACUUCUACCACGGCUGUCAACAGUCUGCAAAAAUGGCAGAAGACGCUAAUCAACGACGUCAAGUUUCGUUCAAUACAAAGCGUGAAGCAUUUAUUCAUCAACUCAGAGCUAACGGACUUCCUCUACCGUCGAAAAUUCCAAUGAUUAACCCCACUAGAGUAACCCUCAGCCUGGAGUUCGAGGCCCAGUAUUAUUCCUUAAUGACAAAUGAUUAUGGAAAUCACGAAAACGUUGCUUCGAUCAUGCAGCAAACUAACACUCUGAUUCAAUUUCCUGAUCGCUCUGAAUCAUCUCAUGAUCCCUUCGUCCAGCAAAUAACAAUCACCGGGCAUUACAGUGAUGUGGAUAAAGCUCGAAAGUUGAUGAGAGAUAAUUGUCAUGUGUCCAUAAUCAUGUCACUGCAAGAUCUAAAAGUAUCUCAGUCCGAACUCCAGGCUUUCGCUGAACAAAAUCCCAUUCAAAAUGUGGAUAUGUUCUUCCUUACUUCCUCAUCAGAAAAGAAUGGCGAAGCAUUGCCUCACCUCCGUUUCACCAGCCGUACGAAAAACGAGCAUGAACUGAUCCAAGCAGCAAAUAUGAUCCUUAAGAAGGCCUACGGGAAUGAGCUGCAACGGAAACAUAUCUUCUCACUGCACUUCACUUUGUCCACUUUCCAUGUUGAACAUGUCGUCGGGACACCGGGAACUGCUCUUCUCAUGCCAUUAAUCGAGCAACGCACAAAUGUAAGAAUCAGUUACCCCGGUUACAACACGAAAGAGGACAUUCGAGGAAAUUUGUUCACCAUAACGAUCAAUGGAACUGUGGAGAACGUUUUGGAAGCAAGAAAGUAUCUGAUGGAUCUGCUGCCUGUUUCGAUUUGUUUCAACAUGGCAAACACUGAUAUGGCUGCCCAAAGUGAGCUUGCAGAUCGAUGUAUUCAUGUGUUGAUUGAGGAAAGUAGAAUAAUGUUCAAAAUGACUCCAUCAGUUUAUGAGCCUAGUGAACUAUUGUCAGACGAAGUACCUUUACAUUGGGCCAGCCUUCGUUCGAAAGAGUUCAACAUCAAACACAUGUAUACAGCCUAUCAGAAAGUUCUCGCUAAAAAAAUCGAAGUCGUAGCUCCUCAACCAACAGAUUACGAUAAGUCUAUUUGGCAUCGAUGUCUCCCACAAGGAUUCCUUUUUUUCCUUCUGCUCUGCCGUGGGGAGUCAUCAGAUUCUUCUGCCAGCCAUCGUCGUCACAGAAGUACUUCCGUAACUUCCUCUCAGUCGAAACAAGGGUUCCCGAAGGGGAAAUCAAGCAGUGAUGUUCCCAUCGUUCCAACAAGAUCUCAGCCAAGAGUGUCGUCGGUUUCAGAAUGCAUCACUCAACCUUAUCACCCCAUGCAGAUGUUUACGGAUCCUAUUACUCAUUCCCAAUUGACCCAAAUGAUCAUGAUGCAACAACAACAGGCUCAUGCUCUCAUGAAAGGUUCACCCUUGCUUCAACCCGUACCCUUCGCCUACCCGAUUGUAUUUGAUCAAGGAACCGGUGCACCAAUAUGCUUUCCGUAUCAUCCGAUUGAUCCCAACUUUUUCCAAUAUCCGGGCAUUCCUAUCAGCGAAGUUGAUCGCUCCACAAAUCGACAGGAAACCUCUACCUCAGGACACCAAACAAAUUCUAAUAGAAAACCAACGAGGAUGAUGAAUCGCCCCUCUUCUGGCGGUUCCCAUCACUACUCUUCAUCAACUCAUCGUCCGAGACGGGGUUAUGAGCAAAUCCGGGAUGACGAUGCCCGCAGUUCAACACGAUCUGGUUCAAGACGAACAUCAACAAGUGGUGACGAACCAACUGUUGGAAGCUAUGAAGACCGCGGAUUCGAUCGUCAAUUUUCACGGCACAAUCAGAGAUACUCGAAAGACGAUAAUAUGCGUUGGAAGACGGGAAGCCGUGGGGAUAUUAAUGCCCGGCGAAAUCAAAAUUUCCAAAAAGAUUUCCGUCCCGCUAGCACUUCUCGUGACUAUGAUUUUCAUGUCGGAUCGGCUGGUUCUACUGAUCGUCCUGCAUCAACAGAUCAGCUACAAUUCCAAUCAACACACCAUCUCAAGUUGAAGCCUAACGAGGUUGAUUUGGAUCAAGAACGUCUUUUCACACAUGACUCACCUCAAGUCGACGAGCGAGCAUACCCACAGAGUGGUUUCGGAAGCGGGUUGGUCGAUGGUGACUUCGUUCAAAAGUUUAUUUCCAAUGUCAAUGUAAAUGACCCGAAAAAACGAUCGAGAGCAGUGAGUUGUUUUAUCGAAAGGGACGAUCAAAUUGCUCGGCUGACAGAUUCCGAUUGUGCCUAUAGUGUCACCGAUCAAACCAUCACUCAGCCAUCCCGUUCCAUUGAUAGCUUCAAGAAAUUACCCGGAGCAGGAGUGACUAAAACAAUGUUGGAACCACGGUCUCGAAACGAAAAGGAGUACGCCAAAAUCAAUCUUGAGCACAAAGACAAAUUCACAGGAGAGCCGAUAGAUGAAGACAAAUAUACUGACAUGGGUCCGUCUUUCGGCUCCAGACAAUACAGAAUCGAUCCAAUGAAACUGAUAGCAAGUGUUCGCGAAUCUAGCGAGCAAUUACCACGUAUUCACGAGCGGCAAUUUAAUGACGUUCUGAAUGACAAAGAAAGAGAACUGGCUGCAUCUGCUUUCAAAGAAAGAAACAUGGAAACCAACUUGGUGCAGGAACGAUCUCUUGACGAUACUUCCCCAUUGGAUUAUGCUUUCCGUAACGAUCAGUCUACUGACAAUAUUCGAUAA
Molecule: messenger RNA, 2934 nt
Organism: Caenorhabditis remanei
Lineage: Eukaryota; Metazoa; Nematoda; Chromadorea; Rhabditida; Rhabditidae
Exons: 20
Coding region: 1-2934 (977 amino acids)
Molecular function (GO): RNA binding
Source: RefSeq, a predicted model, not a curated record